AUGGCGUCCUCGGCGACACGCAGCAGCGGCCCCGGCCGCUGGCUGAGCGGCCACUUCACCGUCUGCCUGGCCGUCUAUGACACGCGGCGCGGGCAGGCGGAGGGGUGCGAAGCGGACAAGAUCUUGGGCUUCUACCCGCCCUCGGCGCCGCCGGCGAUGCAGAGCAGCAUUGUGGGCCUGGCGCACGCGGUCACGAUGUUUGCCGGCACCUUUAACAAGGACGGCCGGGUGCACAGCAUGGAGACCGACAACAACCUCUGGGCGAUGCUCAACUGCGAGCCUGGCGUCUGGCUGCUCAUGGUCGCCAGCCGCGCGUGGUGCGGCGCCGCGGCGACGCCCGACGGGCUCGCCGCGUGCCUGCGCACCGUCCACGCCCUGGCGGCGCUGCUGCACGGCGGCGUCAACGCCCAGCUCGAGGCCGACCCAGGCGCCGCCUCGGUGCGGCGGCGGCUGCAGCCGCUACUGCAAGAGGUGGCCUCCCGGCUGCUGCGGCCAGAGACACGCGAGCAGGCAGCCAUCUCCUGCCCGCUGGCGGCCCGCGGCGGCGCGCCGCUGCUGCGCGCGCCGCGCGGCGCGUUCGCGCUGCUGCAGGCCAUCGUGAGCCGGCUGCUGGCGGGCGGCGGCGGCGGCGGCGGCGGGCGGGCGGUGCAGGGGGUGGUCGCGUGCUACGGGCAGCACCUGCUGUGGAGCACGCUCGGGCCCGGGGACACGGCCGCGCUGUUUGCGCUCGCAGCGCGGGGCGUCCUGCCGGCUGUCCGCGCGGGACCGCGGCACCGGACGGCGCGGCCGCCGGUGGGGGCGGCGGCCGCACCGGCUGGCGGGCCCGGCGUGCAGCAGCUGCAGCAUGGGGGCGGCGGAGCGGGCGGCGAGGCGGGAGGCAGCGGCGGCAGCAGCGGCGUGGCGGUGGCGGCGCACAAUCUCAUCAACCCUGCAUACUGGGAGUUGCGGGAGGACGGGCUCGUGCAGCCAGCGGGCACCGCCAACGGCGGCGAGCGCGGCGCAGCGGCGGCCGGGCUGCCCACGGUCUGGCUGCAGGACGGCCAGGAGCCCUCCCGCCUUCUCGUCUGGCACACGGGUCCGCUCGUAUUCCUCAUCCUCCUGCACGAACCCGGCGCGGCCGCCGGCGCCGGCGCCGGCGCCAGCAGCGGCGGCGUGCCCGCGCAGGCAACUGCCGUGGCUGCCGCGGCGGCCGCGCGGCAGCUGCGGGAGCGGGCGCCGCGGCUGGCGGAGCUGCUGCGGGCGGAGCUGCCGGCGAAGCAUGUGUGGCACGUGCCGGGGCUGCGGUACCAUUUCGCAGACGGCCAGGCUGGGACUGAGCGGGCCUCGCCGCUCAGCAAGGUGGGGACGCUGUCGCUCGCGUCCCUGGCAGCGGCGGCGGAUGCGAAGGCGGCCACUGAUUUAGAGGUGGAGAGCCUGGCGGACCCGACCCCCGAGGCCCCCUGGCCGCAUGGCACCGGCGAGGGCAGCGGCCACAUGCGCCGCCGCCACGAGCGGCGCGGCGACAGCGGCGGCGGCGGCGGCGGCAGCGGCCCAGGCGGCCGGGGGCGGGCGCCGCAGCGGCACGUGGAUCCGGGCGCAUGGACGCGCUUCAUGAGAGGCGAGGGCGGCGGGAGUGCUGAGGUGGUGCUGCGCUGCGCGCACGACUGCACGGUCGCCGUCCGCCACGCGUGCUGCGGCGGCGGCGCCGGCGGCAGUAAUGGCGGCGGGGGGUCGUGCGGCUGCGGGGCCGGCGGGGGCCAGCGGCUGGUGGCGGUUGCGGAGGGUGAAAAGGACCGUGCCGGCCUGCCGUCUGUAAUGGGGCAGGUGGACGCGCUCUGCGACAUGGUUUGCCCCGGCGCGCUCGAUGGAGUCUCCUAG
This is a messenger RNA of Monoraphidium neglectum, 1857 nucleotides long. RefSeq lists its product as hypothetical. The record is from RefSeq and is a predicted model, not a curated record. Gene Ontology annotation, cellular component: Mon1-Ccz1 complex; intracellular membrane-bounded organelle. The transcript is spliced from 6 exons. Gene Ontology annotation, biological process: vesicle-mediated transport. Bases 1 to 1857 code for a protein of 618 amino acids. Lineage: Eukaryota; Viridiplantae; Chlorophyta; Chlorophyceae; Sphaeropleales; Selenastraceae.